This is a messenger RNA of Arabis nemorensis, 786 nucleotides long. The record is from the annotation of a GenBank genome assembly. Lineage: Eukaryota; Viridiplantae; Streptophyta; Magnoliopsida; Brassicales; Brassicaceae.
AUGAAUUCUUGCCAACAAACCAAUGCUAUGGAUACGCUCCUUCACGGCCAAGGCUUCGCCAACCAGCUCAAGUUCAUCAUGGACCACGCCGGUUCGUCGCCCAUGGAAACUACGGAGGAUUUGGCUAAGUCCGUCCUCCAUUGUUUCUCAGAUGCUCUUUCCAUCUUGAUCGAUACUAAUGACGACCAAUCCGAUUUCAACUCAUCUCCCCAGCAGGACUCUCCUCCUGUUCUUGAGAGCCGCAAGAAACCACAUCACAAGAGGGGAAGAAAGACAUCAAUGGCAGAGAGCUCAGACUACCGGAGACACGAAUCGGCAAACCCGAUCUACCACGACGGCUAUCUCUGGAGGAAAUACGGUCAAAAGCAGAUCAAAGAAUCUGAUCACGAAAGGAGUUACUACAAGUGUGCGUACACAAAGGACCAGAACUGCCAAGCAAAGAAGCAGGUUCAGAAGAUCCAACACAACCCUCCAUUGUACUCAACCACUUACUUCGGCCACCACACUUGCCAGCUUAACCAAGCCUAUGCAACUUUCCCUCUUGACACCUCCGAUCACGACGGUUCCCACAUGAUCCGAUUUGAUUACCCCACCACCACCUUCUCUGCCUGCUCCACUAGCUUCCAUCAACAUCAGAAUCAGAAUCAGAUUCAUACCAAAGAUGAUUACAUGACACCUGACAAGGCUGAAGAUUGGUCUCCAUCUCAGUGUAUGUCUUCCGAGGUUGCUCACGCCGUGGAGGCUUUCCAGUUUAACCCUUCUUGGACAUCAUGUGACUUCUCAUGA